AAGAGUUUUAAUUCGAAAAGACUGAAUUCGAAGUGGUGCAUGAACCACACCUGCACGAAAGCUGAGUACGUGUGGCGCAGGAAAUGUAUCGUGGGGGCCGGAGAUCUGCAUGCACAGCCCCUAAUUCCAGGCACAUCCAUCUAUGCCGACAGCAGGAGGCCUCGAUGACCAUGAUGAAUACUCAAUUGACGUGUUUGCGCACACAUAGGGGCCAAUAUAUAGCCAUAGAGCUCCCCAUGCUAUCCUAAGCUAUACUCGACCCCUCCAAUGCGAUGGAGGUAGCUCUACGACCUGCGCCUAGUGGUACUAUCGCCCAUGGUACCGCGGUGGAAGCCUCCGGGGCAUCUUGCGAGGGCAGCGAGCUCCAAUACUCCUUAGAAGACAUCACCGAGACCGACAGACGUCGCUUCAAUACUACCCAAGUACUGGGCCACGGCGCGUACGCAUGGGUCGAGGAGGUACAAGACCUGGUAAAAGGCGAUACCGUAGCCAUGAAAGUCAUACCCACCCUGAAACGGAAGCGCGAACAGACCAGGAAACGCGUCCAGGAGGAGGUAGAGAUACUCCGAAAGAUAUCAGGACACUGUCACAUCGUACGGCUGCGACACGCAUUUGCGGAGAAACGAGGAUUCUGCAUUCUAGUUGAACCAGUUGCAGAAUGCGAUUUGGCGGCUUUCUACGAGCAUUGCGCUGCGGAGAAGUUCCCGGGAAAGAUGAUACGGGAGAUUCGGAUGUGGUUCUCGUGUUUGGCGCAUGGGUUGGAGUAUAUACAUUCGCAUCGUAUCCGGCAUAAGGACAUUAAGCCUCAAAACAUCCUAGUAAAGGAUGGGAACGUACUCUUCGCCGACUUCGGUCUCGCGAAGGACUUCGCUUCUUCCGACGGCCUGAGCAGUACGACGGAAGGCUACACACAGAAGACGCCAAUGUACGCAGCUCCUGAAGUCCACCAACAAGGAGAAAGAAGGUACUCUGCAGAUAUAUUCUCGCUCGGAUGCGUCUUUGCAGAACUUGCGUGUCUCCUGAGCGGUGAGCCUGUGUCCGCCUUCUACGACUUCCGGGUCAAACCAAAGCCCUACGGUGCCGAGACUCAUUCGUUUCAUGAGACGCUUGAUCUUGUUGACAACUGGCUAGAAAAGAGCACGCUCCGGAUCUAUCAUGUUAUUAUGGACAUGCUUGAAGAAGAAGCCAGCCAGAGACCAACUGCAGCCGAACUCCAAGUACUCAUUUCACAAAACUUCCCUGAUAUGCUCCCGUGCGAUCAUGCUCAGCGUGAGUCAAAACGUGCGACGACGAGACCUGUUCGUCCAGGACAUUACCAAGUGGAUCCUAAACGCCGGAGCAUCAUCCCAUGGCUUCCAGCUGAGUCGGAGCCUGUCACUUGCGUCGUGGCCGUAGAUGACCAGCAUUCUGCAGCCCAAUUCACUGUUGUUGAAAGCAUUAAGAGCUCCAAGGUUGAAUACAAUAAUUUCAACCGAAAAGAACUCUUUGAGCAGCAUCUUCAAAGGACAAAGCCACUCCUGAUCGCUGAAUCACCUUCAAAACCAUCUAUCCAAACUAACAAGAAAGUUCUUUCGACUCCGCCUAAAAUGACUACCUCAAAAGUCAUCGUCCUGCUAGGCGCCGCCGGUGCAGGCAAAUCAGCCCUCGUACGCUCCUUCACAACCGGCCGCUUCUACCAAGACUACGAUCCCACGAUUCAGGACACCGCCUGCAAACCGGUUACCACACGCUCUCUGACUACCCUGCUCCGCAUGGUCGACACAGCUGGUCAGGACGAGUAUGCUGAAUUACGCGAGACCAGCGCGCUCGAUGCCGACGGUUUCGUCAUGGUCUACAGCAUCGAGGACCGUGGGUCCUUCGAGCGCGUGAGUGGACUUGUCGAGGAUGUCCAGCGCGUGUGGGCGUGGGCACAGCAGAAGGGGCGGAAAGAUGAAGGGCGGCUUCCACGGUUCUUGACAGUUGUAGGAGCUAAAGCGGAUUUGAAGGGAGAGCGAUGUGUACGGGUUGAAGAAGGGGAGAAGCUGGCGAAGAGUGUUGGCUGUCGAUUCUUGGAAACUAGUGCGAAGGAGAAUUGGAAUGUUGAUGUUCUCUUCCGUGAUGCUGUGGAGAGGUUGGUGGAGGGGAGUGGCUGAAUUAUGAAAGAGCGCUGGGAUCAGCUUGAAAUGCUGAUGCACUCCGGCCUCUACUUCGCUAUGCUACGGCUCUACCUCACGCCUAGGCUCGAAGUAUCUACGUUUUCGAAACGCCAGUAACGUUCAUACAGACCUACUCCAGCGACGGAUUUGGUGGUCAACUGUAAAACAACUAUCUUUCAAGCUUCAGUACCGAGUCGAACUUGGCUUUUAGGAACUGUUGGAAA
This is a messenger RNA of Mytilinidion resinicola, 2359 nucleotides long. Its product is annotated as kinase-like protein. The coding region runs from base 273 to 2132 and encodes 619 amino acids. The transcript has 4 exons. Gene Ontology annotation, cellular component: cytoplasm. NCBI's taxonomy places the organism in Eukaryota, Fungi, Ascomycota, Dothideomycetes, Mytilinidiales, Mytilinidiaceae. Gene Ontology annotation, molecular function: GTP binding; ATP binding; protein serine/threonine kinase activity. The record is from RefSeq and is a predicted model, not a curated record. Gene Ontology annotation, biological process: protein phosphorylation.